AUGUGGCGGAUUGCAGCCCUUCUUUGCGUGGCGGUGGCAGAUGCGAAAGAUGCCAAGCAGAUGGAACAGAUGCUGCAGAGCACGCUGGAUGGCAUCUCCCCAACUGUGGCCUCCAUCUCGCAGGAGCUGAGCAACGGAGUGGCACAGAUCACCCAGAUGUCGGCGGAGAUGACCAUGGUCCCCGGCCAAAUGUUCACCGCCAAGAUGUUUGGCAACAAGGAGCAGUUGGCCGACUUAGAGUCGAAGAUGGCGGGCCUGAAAGAGAAACUCUGUGCGCAGGUAACCACACUCGGAGAGAAGACGGAGAAGGAAGGGUCUAAGGUGGAGGCAAGCUUGAACAGUGCGAUCAGCCAGAUUACCCAACACACUAUGAAGGAUACCGGAAAAAGUGCGGAGGACACCACGAUUGCCUCCUAUCUCCCGAAGUUUCAAGCUCUUUCGGGAACACUGGGGGCGGCUAUGUCCGGCACGAGUGCAAUUUCUGGACUUGCUGGCGGGUGCAAGACAGGACCGGCGACAGCACCUGAGGCCACAAGGCUCUAUGAGGCGUCCACACCAGCCAUCCACUUUCCAUCAGCUUUACUUGGCGCAGUGGCUGCCGUGGCUGCAGUGGGUGUCGUGUUCGGUGUCCUUAGCAUGCGCCGGGCCCGUCUCGACAGCUCUGCGCUCCUGCGCAUGGAAGAGGGUCAGGUGGAGUGA
Effrenium voratum is the source of this 699-nucleotide messenger RNA. The record is from the annotation of a GenBank genome assembly. NCBI's taxonomy places the organism in Eukaryota, Dinophyceae, Suessiales, Symbiodiniaceae.